CCGGACGCUCAGUGAAAAGUUUUAAACAUGGACUCGGAGUAUGUAAAAAGGCACCUGGGUAAAUGUCUGGUAGACGGACUGGCUGAGGUGGCCGAGCAGCGUCCAGUUAACCCGAUCUUGUACCUGGCCCACUGGCUCUACAAAUACAACGAAAAUGUGGAGUAUGAGACACAGAAAAAGGCUGAUUUGGCUCUCCUGGAGGAAGAGCAUGCAAAAGCCAGAGAGGAAGCAGUAAACGAGGAGAAGCUGAGAGAGGUGGAGCAGGAGAAAGCCAGAGAGGAGGCGUUACACCAGGAGAAGCUGAGAGAGGAGGAGCAGGAGAAAGCCAGAGUGGAGGUGUUAAACGAGGAGAAGCUGAGAGAGGAGGAGCAGGAGAAAGCCAGAAAGGAGGUGUUACACGAGGAAGAGCAGGAGAAAGCCAGAGAGGAGGUGUUACACGAGGAGGAGCAGGAGAAAGCCAGAGAGGAGGUGUUACACGAGGAGGAGCAGGAGAAAGCCAGAGAGGAGGUGUUACACGAGGAGAAUCUGAGAGAGGAGGAGCAAAAGAUCACUGAGGCCUUGGAAGAGUCUAGAAAUAUCACCGAGCAGGAGCCUUUAAAGUCUAAGACAUCCACAACAGCCCCAAAAGAAGCUGAAGAAGACAACAAACCCGCAACAGAAGAGAAAAAAGGCACACCUGACCAGGAAAUCAAUCAGGACGCAGAAGAACUCAAAACUGAAGAUCAGGAGAGCAACACAGAAGAACAAAAACCCAAAGAUAGGGUGAGUGACACAAAAAAACAAAAACCCAAAGACAAGGAGAGUGACACAGAAGGAAAAAGUGAAGAUCAGGAGGGUGGUACAGAAGAGCGAAAACCCAAAGAUCAGGAGGGUGGUACAGAAGAACAAAAACCCAAAGAUCAGGAGGGUGGUACAGAAGAACAAAAACCCAAAGAUCAAGAGAGCGACACAGAAGAGCGAAAACCCAAAGAUAAGGAGAGUGACACAGAAGAACAAAAAAGGGAAGCCCAGGACAGUGACGAGAAACCAGAGGUGGAUGUUACAGAGGAAAUAACCAAACUAGAGUCCCCGGAGGUGAAACCUCUGAAGGCCAGCAGCUCUUCUCUCUCUGAGGUGAAAGAGGAGUCUUCAGAACAGCCUGAUGAAAAACCUGAUGUGGUACUGAGGAGUGACGAAGCAGAAGAAAAAACAGAGGUUGAGCCAGAAAAGGAUAAAGAAGAGGGGAGAGAGAGCAGUGAAGAGAAGGAGGAUAACCAAGAGGAGGGCAAGGCAGAUGAUCAAGCUAACACUGAAUCUGAGCAGACUGAAAUGCCAGACCCGACUCCAAAUCAAGAUGCCGAAGACUUAAAAACAGAUGACAAAACCCAAGAGCAACAAGACAAACAAACCCCUCAUACUCCCCACUCUGAACACACUGAGAAGGAGACAGACGAUCGACUCACAAGCAAGGACGCUGAUAGCUCGGCUGCAGCUGACAGUGACGUAACUGCAGAGGAGCGUGAGAAGCCUGUGGCUCCACAAGAUGAGAAAUCUCCUGAUGUGGAGGACGUCUAGCUGAAGGAGGAAGACGGCCAUAUCUGAAGAUGUGACUGCUGUUUGAUGAUCGAAUCACUCAAAAUAAAUGUGAAACUAUUCCAGAACUUGCAUAUAGUUUGGUGGAUAUACUGUAUGUCUGAAAAUGUGCAGCUUUUGUCAAUAGAUUUUUUCCUAUAUCUUUAUUUAUGUCAUUGUAUUGUUUUCUUUAAUCCUGCUUAGUUUUACCUUGUGCUGUCAGUUUCUGAUUUUAUUUUCCAGUUGCCUUCCUCUGUGUAGCUGGUUGGGCUGCAUGCCUUU
Cheilinus undulatus (humphead wrasse) is the source of this 1833-nucleotide messenger RNA. RefSeq names its product DPY30 domain containing 2 (gene dydc2). Lineage: Eukaryota; Metazoa; Chordata; Actinopteri; Labriformes; Labridae. The coding region runs from base 28 to 1554 and encodes 508 amino acids. The record is from RefSeq and is a predicted model, not a curated record. The transcript has 8 exons.